Penicillium longicatenatum is the source of this 495-nucleotide messenger RNA. RefSeq lists its product as uncharacterized. The transcript is spliced from 2 exons. NCBI's taxonomy places the organism in Eukaryota, Fungi, Ascomycota, Eurotiomycetes, Eurotiales, Aspergillaceae. Gene Ontology annotation, molecular function: hydrolase activity, acting on glycosyl bonds. The coding region runs from base 1 to 495 and encodes 164 amino acids. The record is from RefSeq and is a predicted model, not a curated record.
AUGGCCCUUUCAGCGUGCAAUGCCGUUGUUAACCCAGGCUUCGAGUCUGGUGUCCUAUUCCCAUGGCGCGCAUCUGCCGUGGACGUUGCUCAGGUGAGCACCGGUACUGCCUACAGUGGCGACUACUACCUUAACCUGCGGACCGCCAUCGAUAACCAAGGCAACACCAUAUCGCAAACCCUGAGGAAUCUCAAACCGGGAACAAACUAUACGUUCAACGUCGAGGCCCAGGUUCCCUAUCCCGCUAUCUCAGAGUACUGCUUCGUGUAUGCUUAUGUGGGUUCCAACUCCACGAUCGGCGAAAUUGCUAGCGCGGGCUUGUUUGAGGAAAGCUUCGGGGAGUGGGUCUCCGUUUCUGGAAGCUACGUGCCAAAGCAUUCCGUUGAAACUUUGCACAUUAUUGCUGCUUGUGAUGAAGAGGAUAACUCUGUUACCGGGGAGGUGUAUCUCGAUGCCAUUAGCUUCGUGCCUCAGAGUGGCUGUGGGUCUGCGUAA